AUGACAACCCAAUUUGCCAAUCAAAACAUUGUGUAUGCAUCUAGCUUUCUUCUUUCUUGUUUCCUCUUCUUGUUUCCUCCUCUUCUUCUUUCUUGUUUCCUCCUCUUCUUCUUUCUUGUUUCCUCCUCUUCUUCUUUCUUGUUUCCUCCUCUUCUUCUUUCUUGUUUCCUCCUCUUCUUCUUUCUUGUUUCCUCCUCUUCUUCUUUCUUGUUUCUUCUUUCCUCUUCUUCUUUCUUGUUUCCUCCUCUUCUUCUUUCUUGUUUCUUCUUUCCUCUUCUUCUUUCUUGUUUCUUCUUUCCUCUUCUUCUUUCUUGUUUCCUCUUCUUCUUUCCUCUUCUUCUUCUUUCCUCUUCUUUCCUCUUUCCUCUUCUUUCCUCUUUCCUCUUUUUUCCUCUUUCCUCUUCUUCUUCUUCCUACCUUUCUUCUUUCUUAUUUUCUACCUUUCUUCCUUCUUUCUUUUUCACUGUGCCCAAACAAUCUUUCUUCCUAUUUUGA
Molecule: messenger RNA, 495 nt
Organism: Acanthosepion pharaonis
Lineage: Eukaryota; Metazoa; Mollusca; Cephalopoda; Sepiida; Sepiidae
Source: the annotation of a GenBank genome assembly